Xiphophorus maculatus (southern platyfish) is the source of this 4025-nucleotide messenger RNA. RefSeq names its product delta-like protein A (gene dla). Gene Ontology annotation, cellular component: plasma membrane; protein-containing complex. Lineage: Eukaryota; Metazoa; Chordata; Actinopteri; Cyprinodontiformes; Poeciliidae. Gene Ontology annotation, molecular function: calcium ion binding. The transcript is spliced from 11 exons. The record is from RefSeq and is a predicted model, not a curated record. Bases 419 to 2584 code for a protein of 721 amino acids. Gene Ontology annotation, biological process: multicellular organism development; heterophilic cell-cell adhesion; Notch signaling pathway.
CAUGUGUCAGGCCGUAUAAAACAGGCUGCAGGCGGCCUCGGCCGGAGACAGACGCGCAGUUCACCGUGACAAAACACACUGGGAGGGAGGCUGAGGGAAGCAUGGACCAGUAACUAUCAUCACCAUUACGCACUGGAUUUACGCUUUAUAUCGGACCAGAGGAGGAGUUUUGGUUGCCUUUUCUUUUUUUUUUAAAUCUGCGCUAUAAACUCCCACAAGUUCAGUUUGUUUUUCCUUCAAGUUCGGUUUUGGGAUUUAUCCUCUUUGGUUCCUCGGGAGAUGAAUCCCAGCAGCGGGGCGAGCAGCGACAGCGGUUGACUGAGACAACACAAACGAGCUCAAUGCAUCUUCCUCAAGGGGACUGAACAGGGAGCCAACAAGUCCCCAUACGUUUUACUUUAUUUAUUCCUUAUUUAUUAUGUAUUUAUUAAACAUGGGACGCGUUAUUCUGCUGACUCUCACCGUCAUGUUCAUGUUGUUGUGCCAGGGGUUCUGUUCGGGAGUUUUUGAGCUGAAGCUGCAGGAGUUUCUAAACAAGAAGGGGGCUCAGGGGAACAAGAACUGCUGCAAAGGAGGCCUGACCUCCUCCUUCCAGCAGCAGUGCGAAUGUAAGACUUUCUUCAGGAUCUGCCUCAAGCACUACCAGCCCAACGCCACGCCGGAGCCGCCGUGCACGUACGGCGGCGCCGUGACGCCCGUCCUGGGCUCCAACUCCUUCCAGGUCCCCGACGUCAUCCCGGAGAGCGCGUUCACCAACCCGGUCAGGAUAAACUUCGGCUUCACGUGGCCGGGGACCUUCUCCCUGAUCAUCGAAGCGUUACACACCGACUCCAAAGACGACCUCUCCACAGAGAAUCCAGAGCGCGUCAUCAGCACAAUGACCACCCAGAGGCAUCUGACGGUGGGAGAUGACUGGUCCCAGGACCUGCACACCGCAGGCCGGACCGAGCUAAAGUACUCGUACCGCUUUGUGUGCGACGAGCACUACUACGGGGACGGCUGCUCGGUGUUCUGCCGGCCCAGAGACGACGCGUUUGGGCACUUUACCUGCGGAGAACGGGGGGAGAUCGUGUGUGACGCCGGCUGGAAGGGCCAAUACUGCACGGAGCCGAUUUGUCUGCCGGGAUGCGACGAGGAGCACGGCUUCUGCGAGAAACCUGGCGAGUGCAAGUGCAGAGUGGGAUUCAAGGGACGCUACUGCGACGAGUGCAUUCGCUACCCGGGCUGCCUCCACGGGACCUGCCAGCAGCCCUGGCAGUGCAACUGUCAGGAGGGCUGGGGCGGGCUUUUCUGUAACCAAGAUCUGAACUACUGCACUCAUCACAAGCCGUGCAUGAAUGGAGCCACAUGCAGCAACACCGGCCAGGGCAGCUACACCUGUUCCUGCAGGCCCGGCUUCACUGGGGCCAGCUGUGAGAUCAAGGUCAACGAAUGUGCUGGAAACCCCUGCCGCAACGGGGGAAGCUGCACUGAUUCAGAAAACACAUAUAAGUGCAGUUGCCCUCAUGGUUUCUAUGGCAACAACUGCGAGUUAAGUGCCAUGACGUGUGCGGAUGGGCCUUGCUCCAACGGAGGCCGCUGCGCCGACAACCCUGAUGGAGGCUAUUUCUGCCAGUGCCCCACUGGAUACGCAGGAUUCAACUGUGAGAAAAAGAUUGACCACUGCACCUCCAGUCCCUGCUCCAACGGCGCCCGCUGUGUGGAUCUGGUCAACUCUUACCUGUGCCAAUGCCCAGAGGGUUUUGCUGGUAUGAACUGCGACCAGACAGGUGAUGUUUGCUCUGCCUAUCCUUGUCAAAAUGGCGGGACGUGCCAGGAGGGCCCCACCGGCUACACCUGCACCUGCCCACCCGGAUACACCGGCCGCAACUGCAGCUCCCCCAUCAGUCGCUGUGAGCACAACCCCUGCCACAACGGUGCCACCUGCCACGAGAGAAACAACCGCUACGUCUGCGCGUGUGUGUCCGGCUACGGAGGCAGGAACUGCCAGUUCCUGCUUCCGGAGCACGCCGCGAUCCGAGGGUCCGAAGUCCCCUGGAUGGCCAUCGGCUCCGGCGUGGCUAUGGUGCUCCUGCUGCUGGCCGGCUGCGCCGUGCUGGUUGGGUUUUUCCGAUCGAAAGCUCAGCAUAGCGUACAGGCGGAGAUGGGGGGCGAAGGAGAGACAAUAAAUAACCUCACCAACAACUGUCACCGCGGUGACAGGGACCUUGCUAUCAGCGUGAUGCCGAUGCCAGGCGUCAAAAACAUCAAUAAAAAGAUGGACUUCGGCAGCGGCGACCCGGAUGAAGAUUCUUCACCAGGAAGAAGCAGCUGCAAAAGCCGACAUCCACCUUCAGACUACAACCUGGUGCGGGAGGUGAACUACGAGCAGGCGGCCAAGGAGGCCAUGCUGGAGGCGGCCUGCGAGGACAAGUAUCAAUCCUUGGACUCGCUGGAGUUUGAAGAGAAACACAGCAAACGUUUAAAAUGCGAUGCAUCAGAAAAGAGAGCCCCAGAACUGUCUGCAUGUGCGGACACCAAGUACAAAUCUGUGUUUGUGAUGUCAGAGGAGAAAGACGAAUGUAUAAUUGCAACUGAGGUGUAAGACGCUACCAAUGGGCUGCCGGUUGCUCAUUUGCUCUAUGGGAGAGUUUUUAUGCUCCUUCAGAUGCUGCUCUAACCCUAGGGGGCGACGUCCCGCCUUGAGACUGCUGCUGAUACAGAGACGUUUAACUGAUAUUCAGAGUGAGCUGGUUCUCUACUGGUAACUAAGUGUAGGCAGCGGCGGCCUGUGGGAUAAGAACUGGCACGGUACAAAAUUUAAAAAAGUAAAAGUGAUGUAAAUGAGCUUUACAGUUGAACGUAAACUCUCAGUAAGCUUUCCAUUCUGCCUUUCAUUGGAGAUUAUAUGUAAGCAUUGGCAAUAAAGCAGGGGUGUCCAAACUUUUUGCUAAGUCGGCCAAAAUUGUAGACUCAAAAGUAGCAAUAAAAACAAAAAACUCAACCUAAAAUCAAUCAAAUAAAAUAGCCUGAUAUUUAUUAUAGAUCCAAAACCUGGAAGGGAAUUUUACAACGGUGCAUCAGGGCCUUUGUAGAUAAAAAUUAGGAGUAAAUUUCUGCCAAUAACUCAAAAUUUUUUUAGAAAAUUUUCAACAUUUGAAAUUCAGAAAUUUUUGUAGAAAAUUUCUAAUAUUAAUCUAGACAUUUUUUUUCUAGUAGCUAUAUUCAGAAAUUACUCUCAAAAUGUCUGAGAUUUUUGGCAGAAAUUUACUACUUUUUUCCCGCUAAUUUGGCCCUAAUACAAUGUAGCAGAUUUUGCAUAUUUGUAUUGAAAGAAAGUCAUUGAAUACAUUUGAAUACAUUUAUUUUCAGUAAUAAGAACAGGAUUUGGGUCACUUUGUUUCAAAACGUUUGCUAUUUUUAGCCAAGUUUAAGAAAUAAUAAAAGCUGAUCUUUUGUUAAAACUUUGUGUUACUUUACAUUUUCCUGUGUAAGAAGACUAAGUGGUGACUAUUUUCACCGUGGCUACAAAUUAAAAGUCUCCAUCUGCAUCUACGGGUCAAAUUUGUAUUAUUUUUGAAUUGCAGUUGGGGUCCGCACAAAAUCAGUCGAACGGCCACAAACGGCCCCCGGGGCCGCGCUUUGGACACCCCUGCAGUAGAGCAUGCUACAAGUUUUAUUUUAUGCAACAUUUGCAGCCGGGCCUUUUCUGCACCCCACAGGCUGCUACUGAUCGCAGGAACUGCAUCAAACGGUGGAUGUUUGGCCAUACUGGCCUGCUCUUCACAAGGCGCUUUAUGGGCUGUGCUCCCAUCGCUGCCAUAGUGAAGACUGUAUGUAUACUUGAUGUCUGUAUUAACUGAAGUGCGUUUUCUCCCCCUAAGCCCUCCAAACCAUUUAUAAUAUAGUAUUCUUUCAAAAAACAACAAAAAGUUUUUUUUUUUAUAAAUAAGAAAAGAAGAAAUUUCCUUUUGACACAGAUUGUCCUUUUUGUAAAAUAAACCCAAGAAAGUGUUAUGAUUUAAAAUUAUGAUUUAAUUUAUGUU